Gavialis gangeticus (Gharial) is the source of this 596-nucleotide messenger RNA. It is a transcript of the gene NDUFA13, whose product is annotated as NADH:ubiquinone oxidoreductase subunit A13. The record is from RefSeq and is a predicted model, not a curated record. Bases 53 to 487 code for a protein of 144 amino acids. NCBI's taxonomy places the organism in Eukaryota, Metazoa, Chordata, Crocodylia, Gavialidae. The transcript is spliced from 5 exons.
GCCGCGGCCGGGGCCGGGUUUGGGUUGGGGUUCGGGGCCGGGCCCGGCUAAGAUGGCGGCGAUGAAGGUGAAGCAGGACGUGGCGCCGAAGGGCGGCUACGGCCCCAUCGACUACAAGCGGCACCUGCCGCGGCGGGGCCUGUCCGGGUACAGCCUGUUUGCGCUGGGCAUCGGCAGCAUGGUCUACGGCUACUACACGCUCUUCAAGUGGAACCGGGAGCGCAGGCGCCUGCUGAUUGAGGACCUGGAGGCCCGCAUCGCCCUCUUCCCCCUGCUGCUGGCUGAGCAUGACCGCAGGACCUUGCGGCUCUUGCGGGAGAACUUGGAAGAGGAGGCCAUCAUCAUGAAAGAUGUUCCGGGCUGGAAGGUGGGCGCAUCCGUGUACCACACUGACCGCUGGGUGACCCCGUCUGCAGCUGAGCUGUAUUACCUCCGGCCAAAGGAGGAGUUUGAGAAUGCCGUGCAUGGCUUUCACUGGUAUGUCUGAGGCCUGGAGGCAGGAGGUCUCUGUGGUGCGAGCAGCAGGGUCUGCGGGAUGCACGCUGUCCAAGGUCUGCGUACUGCAGCGUGUGACAUUAAACAGUCUGGAAAUGAGA